Molecule: messenger RNA, 1706 nt
Organism: Chiloscyllium plagiosum (whitespotted bambooshark)
Lineage: Eukaryota; Metazoa; Chordata; Chondrichthyes; Orectolobiformes; Hemiscylliidae
Source: RefSeq, a predicted model, not a curated record
CAGAGGGGAGAGUGGGCCCGGUGAGGAGGAGCGAACACCCAGCUCAAGGGACAGUGGGCCCGGUGAGGGGGAGUGUACAUCCAGCACAGGGGAGAGUGGGCCCGGUGAGGAGGAGUGUACACCCAGCACAGGCGAGAGUGGGCCCGGUGAGGGGACAUGUAUGCCCAGCACAGGGGAGAGUGGGCCCGGUCAGGGGGAGUGAACAUCCAGCACAGGGGAAAAUGGGCCUAGUGAGGGGGGAGUGUACACCCAGCACCGGGAGAGUGAGCUCAGUGACGAUGAGUAUACAACCAGCACAGGAUAGAGUGUGCCCGGUGAGGGCAGAUUGUACGCACAGCACAGGGGAGAGCGGGCCCGGUGAGGAGGGGUGUACACACAGCACAGGGGAGAGCGGGCCCGGUGAGGAGGGGUGUGCACACGGCACAGGGGAGAGCGGGCCCGGUGAGGAGGGGUGUGCACACGGCACAGGGGAGAGCGGGCCCGGUGAGGAGGGGUGUGCACACGGCACAGGGGAGAGCGGGCCCGGUGAGGAGGGGUGUGCACACGGCACAGGGGAGAGCGGGCCCGGUGAGGAGGGGUGUGCACACGGCACAGGGGAGAGCGGGCCCGGUGAGGAGGGGUGUGCACACGGCACAGGGGAGAGCGGGCCCGGUGAGGAGGGGUGUGCACACGGCACAGGGGAGAGCGGGCCCGGUGAGGAGGGGUGUGCACACGGCACAGGGGAGAGCGGGCCCGGUGAGGAGGGGUGUGCACACGGCACAGGGGAGAGCGGGCCCGGUGAGGAGGGGUGUGCACACGGCACAGGGGAGAGCGGGCCCGGUGAGGAGGGGUGUGCACACGGCACAGGGGAGAGCGGGCCCGGUGAGGAGGGGUGUGCACACGGCACAGGGGAGAGCGGGCCCGGUGAGGAGGGGUGUGCACACGGCACAGGGGAGAGCGGGCCCGGUGAGGAGGGGUGUGCACACGGCACAGGGGAGAGCGGGCCCGGUGAGGAGGGGUGUGCACACGGCACAGGGGAGAGCGGGCCCGGUGAGGAGGGGUGUGCACACGGCACAGGGGAGAGCGGGCCCGGUGAGGAGGGGUGUGCACACGGCACAGGGGAGAGCGGGCCCGGUGAGGAGGGGUGUGCACACGGCACAGGGGAGAGCGGGCCCGGUGAGGAGGGGUGUGCACACGGCACAGGGGAGAGCGGGCCCGGUGAGGAGGGGUGUGCACACGGCACAGGGGAGAGCGGGCCCGGUGAGGAGGGGUGUGCACACGGCACAGGGGAGAGCGGGCCCGGUGAGGAGGGGUGUGCACACGGCACAGGGGAGAGCGGGCCCGGUGAGGAGGGGUGUGCACACGGCACAGGGGAGAGCGGGCCCGGUGAGGAGGGGUGUGCACACGGCACAGGGGAGAGCGGGCCCGGUGAGGAGGGGUGUGCACACGGCACAGGGGAGAGCGGGCCCGGUGAGGAGGGGUGUGCACACGGCACAGGGGAGAGUGGGCCCGGUGAGGAGGGGUGUGCACACGGCACAGGGGAGAGUGGGCCCGGUGAGGAGGGAUGUGCACACGGCACAGGGGAGAGUGGGCCCGGUGAGGAGGGGCGUGCACACGGCACAGGGGAGAGGGGGCCCGGUGAGGAGGGGUGUGCACACGGCACAGGGGAGAGUGGGCCCGGUGAGGAGGGGUGUGCACACGGCACAGGGGAGAGUGGGUCCGGCUGA